Molecule: messenger RNA, 1151 nt
Organism: Ceraceosorus guamensis
Lineage: Eukaryota; Fungi; Basidiomycota; Exobasidiomycetes; Ceraceosorales; Ceraceosoraceae
Exons: 5
Coding region: 68-871 (267 amino acids)
Source: RefSeq, a predicted model, not a curated record
UUUCUUUUGUGCAGCGCACUCAUCCGCCCUCCUUCAGGAAACUUCAUUCACGCACAGCCACGCAGCAAUGUCACUCGCACUGUCAUGUGGCAUCAGCAUCAUGGCUGCCAUUGUGCUCAGAAACGAGGACAAGUCGGACCAAAAGUUGUACGCGAGAUACUUGGCAGCUGAGAGUGUGGAGGGGAAAUAUCUGAGGAGUGUGGCUCAUUCGAGGGAAUGCGCACGCACCGUUGAGGAGGAGGAGCCCCAGUCAUCACCAGCGCACAGAGAAGCGGGAUUGAUGGACGCGAUCGAGAUCGAGGAGGUAGAAUCUUUGCCGUGCGUGGCAGAAGGAACCUAUCGACUUCCGUCCGGCUCCAGGGUCAUCUUUGGUGUGCGCCUCAAUGUUGAAAAUCUGGAUCUGGACUCGCUGCCGCUGCAAAUCCGUAUGAAGCACGGCAGUCUGUAUGCUCCAUCCACCCCCAAGCAAGACGAAUCCUCGCAGACGGCGCCUGUGAUCUUGGUCAGGCAUAUGACGAUCAAGAAGGAAGAUGGCGAGAAGGAAGUACGCGCUGCGGAGGACAGGGAUCACGACCCUCGGGUGCGAUGGUUCGAUGCUGGCUUUCCGCAUGGCGUGGAAGGAUUGAUAAGCACAGAGAAGAGGGAGCUGCAAGCAUUAGACCAGGUGACGACGUUCGAGGUGUACAGGUCGCUGCCCGCACGACUGGACUUUGACGACGAAGGUGCAGGCACGACAAAGGAAUUGAAGUGGGAGGAAUUGCCGUGCAAGUUGUUUAGGCUGCACCACGAGCACAUGAAGCGCGCCCAAAUGACGGGAGAGUGCUCCGAACUCGAGAUUCCCAAAACGGUCCGCAUGAGCGAAAAGGACUGAUCGAUGCAAGCUCUGAGCGUCAUUCUUUCGCUUGUGAUUGUCAAUCUCGACGACCUCUUUGGCGGCGGGAGACUUGAGCAGCACACAGAUUUGGCCUCGGGCUCUCACCUCUUUAGCUCAGUCACGACCGCCCAAAGUGCGGCCAUGACAGCUUCAAGAUCGACAGUGGACCCAUGUCUGGCUGCCAGCUGCUCUUGGUCAGAUCGUCACAUGGGAUGGCAGCCCUACGUGCUACGAAUCGACGUUCGUAGCCAAGUCGUGGUCAGCGAGCGAGCUCUAU